Messenger RNA from Cladophialophora immunda, 1403 nucleotides. RefSeq lists its product as uncharacterized. NCBI's taxonomy places the organism in Eukaryota, Fungi, Ascomycota, Eurotiomycetes, Chaetothyriales, Herpotrichiellaceae. Gene Ontology annotation, molecular function: GTPase activity; GTP binding. Gene Ontology annotation, cellular component: late endosome; fungal-type vacuole membrane; phagocytic vesicle. Gene Ontology annotation, biological process: regulation of vacuole fusion, non-autophagic. The record is from RefSeq and is a predicted model, not a curated record. Bases 386 to 1003 code for a protein of 205 amino acids. The transcript is spliced from 3 exons.
CUGCUAUGACGGCGACUCGACGGCUGCUGGAACCACUAGAAAGAACCAUCGAUCCCUCGAUCGACUUGUCGCUGCCCUUCCACACCCUCUGAUCCUCCAAUCCUCCAUCCCGACUUCUCAAGCUCCAAACUCCCACCUCCCAACAACCGCCUUCCGGUUGCCUUACAAGGUCAUACGACUGAAAGCGCAGGCAUCAGCCACAUCCUCCUUAACUACAAGUACGACCUCGGGAACGACAAUCGCCCUAUCGCGUGACUCUCUAGCGGAGAACUACCUCUCAGAUCAACACUAUAAGUCCAACUGAGCCACCCCAGCAGCUUCUGUGACACCAGCACAAGGCUCGUCCUGUUCUUGCGCAUAAGCCACAAACACAUCAAGGGCAGUCAUGGCGUCGAGGAAGAAGGUGUUAUUGAAGGUCAUUAUCCUAGGUGACAGCGGUGUGGGCAAGACCAGUUUGAUGAAUCAAUAUGUGAACAAGAAAUUCUCCACCUCCUACAAAGCCACGAUUGGCGCCGACUUCCUUACCAAGGAAGUCACCGUCGAUGAUCGGAUCGUGACGCUCCAAAUCUGGGAUACCGCCGGCCAGGAACGGUUUCAGUCACUGGGUGUUGCUUUCUACAGGGGAGCCGACUGCUGCGUACUUGUCUACGACGUCAAUUCUGCAAAAUCGUUCGAGACCCUCGAUUCCUGGCGCGACGAAUUCCUCAUCCAAGCUUCUCCUCGCGACCCCGAGUCUUUCCCUUUUGUGGUAUUGGGAAACAAGAUCGACCUGGGCGAAGAUAGAAGAAUGGUGUCCCAAAAGAGAGCGCAUGCCUACUGCCAGAGUCGUGGACAAAUGCCAUAUUUUGAGACCAGCGCAAAGGAGAGUAUCAAUGUCGAACAGGCGUUUGAAGUUAUUGCCAGAAACGCGCUGACGCAGGAGGAGAGUGAGGAAUAUGGUGGUGAUUUUUCGGAUCCGAUCAACAUCAACCUUGAUCAGGAGAGGGACGGCUGUGCGUGUUAGAGGACGAUUCGGGAGGGCACAGAUCUGACGAGCUUCCGGAUGGACGGCUUGGAUGGAGUUGAUGUCGGAUUGGAUGCGGCUAUCCACAGGUACCGAAUCGUGGAUUCGGAAAGCUCUUUGCUAGAGAUCUUCCUGCCUAUUGGAAAGGGUACUCAAAGAGAGAUCUGGGCAUAAAGAAAGGGAGGGAUGUCAGAAUCUCUCGAGUCCCCGUUCGCUCGAAUGCCAUGCACGGCAUCGGGUGCACUGGGGUCCAUUGCAGGGACAAUUCUAUACGGCGUACUUGUUCUAUGGUUUGCAGAGCCUUUGAUUCUCGUGAUAGGUUUGAGGUCUCUGGAGCAAGCGGAUCGGCAUGGCGUGUACAGAUAUACAACUACAGCAGCAAUUGCAUGUUGAACUCCCA